Messenger RNA from Durio zibethinus, 1312 nucleotides. The record is from RefSeq and is a predicted model, not a curated record. NCBI's taxonomy places the organism in Eukaryota, Viridiplantae, Streptophyta, Magnoliopsida, Malvales, Malvaceae.
AAAAAAAUCAAAAAGAUCAUUUUCCCAUAUAUUUUUAAUAAAAAUAGUGGUCGAGAAACAUUUUUCAUUAGAGAGACAGAACGGAAGAGAGUGUGUGUUUGUGUAGAGAGAUAGAGACAGAGUCAUGGAGACUGCGAUAAGUGGGAUAUUAACUCUUUUACCAAACACUGUCUUUUAUCCUAAACCAGGGGAGAAACAGUCUCUGAGCAAAGGACCAUUCGCCAAUCGUGGUGUUCUCAUGGGUAUAUCAACCACAGGACUAGGUAAAGGAGCAGGAAUUUUGGAGAAGCCAGUUAUAGAGAGAACUACUCCUGGUCGUGAAUCUGAGUUUGAUCUGAGGAAAUCGAGAAAAAUAGCUCCACCUUAUCGAGUCAUACUGCACAAUGACAACUAUAACAAACGGAGAUAUGUUGUCCAAGUACUGUUGAAAGUUAUCCCUGGAAUGACACUUGACAAUGCUGUUAAUAUCAUGCAAGAAGCACAUUACAAUGGCUUGGCAGUGGUGAUUAUUUGUGCUCAGGCAGAUGCAGAAGAACACUGCAUGCAGCUAAGGGGGAACGGGCUUCUGAGUUCAAUUGAACCAGCAAGUGGAGGUUGCUAAAGACAGAGACAACCUAAUAAACCAUUUGGUUAUAUCACUGUUAAAUAUACCCUUUUUAGAGUGUUAGAUGGUGUAUAUCUCAGUAGUGCUCUUAUCUGAUGAUCCCUGGACAUCCCCUAUGGUCAAAUUAAAGAUAAGAGGAUGAUACUGAUUAUGAAUAAAUGUUUCUCUAUCAGCACAAAAGCAAGGUUGUUCUAUCGUUUUCUACCCGAGGCUUUGCUUAUGUUUGGACUAGUCGAUUUGGGAUGAGUUGACAACUUAAAAAAUCAAGAAAAAGAACAAAAUUGUGGAUAGGGCGAAAUGAACAGACCAGGAAUAGGACACGUCUCAGAUUAUUUCCAACCCAAGCAGGGAACCAGAAGUCAUAGUAUUAUUUCAAUUUUUGCUUUUACAAAUUUAAUCAACCAAGGACAAGUUGAGUCGGGUCGUUCUUGUACGUCAAUGAGUUUCAAUUUCCCAGGUGCAUGAAGUUUAUCUGCGUUAUUGCAGAUUGGGGAAGAAGUGGCAUGGAUGAGCUGCUGAACCCACCUAAACACAAGAUUGUGUAACAAGCUAUAUGUAUUUAUGGAGCAAAACGUGUCAGAAUUCAAUCGAUUAAUUUGUUUUACCUUGUUCGAAACACCUGGAGAUGUAAUCGAACAUAACAGUUCAAUCUUCAAAAGAUCUGAACCUAAUCAACGAGGAAACUUUGUUUUUACAUAAUACUGCCAU